This is a messenger RNA of Anastrepha ludens (Mexican fruit fly), 1137 nucleotides long. RefSeq lists its product as uncharacterized. Bases 1 to 1137 code for a protein of 378 amino acids. The record is from RefSeq and is a predicted model, not a curated record. NCBI's taxonomy places the organism in Eukaryota, Metazoa, Arthropoda, Insecta, Diptera, Tephritidae. The transcript has 2 exons.
AUGACGGGGAAACAUACUGCCGCAUCGACAGCACGGGCUGAUAAAAAACCAAACACGCAGACAGAACUACAGGACAAGCAAACAGACAGACAGGAGGAAGUGACGGACGCACUUAAAAAACAGUCAGACAAUUGGACAAGACGUCCGAGCAAGGACGAACUGAGGAUGACUGGGUCACCCUCAAAGGAUGAGCUCUUGGCCUCCAGCCAAGAAACAGUUGAGGGCAAAGCUGUGGGCCAAAGUACGCCAACAACUAAAAAUCAACCAACAACAUCCGCUAAAGCCAUGGGGAUUCGAAAAAACGAGACCAAAGGUAAAGUUCAUCCCAAAGAUGAGACCGACAAGGCAAGAUGUCAAAAGGUGGUUGAUGAAUACUUGGCAUUCCAAGCCGAAAACAGGACAGAUGCCAAAAAACGAAACCGCUCGCAUGACGAAACUGGGAAGGUAACAAAGAAGCACAAGAUAUCGGAUCAGGUCGCAGUUGCCUCCAAACCUAUCAAGCGAUUUAGUGAGGUGGCACGGAACCAUCUUCAAAUGGCAUUGGUAGACGAAACCUCGAACCGCGGAAAACCAGUUCUUGACAAAUGGUCAGAGAUUGAGGCACGGUUGUCUCGCAUAGUCGUUGACUAUGUCAUGGCGAGCCCGGAGGGCCAAACACCAGGUUUCGACUCGGUGGAGGUAGUCCGCGGUUACCGUGCCAUUAAAUGCGAUGACCAAUUCUCACUGCAUUUUCUGACAAACGUGAUUGGUAAAAUCCAGAACAGCUGGGAAGGCUUGAAACUCAAGUUAAUUCCGGCUAGCGAGAUUUCACGAAUGCAGAGGGCUCGCAUCUGGGUACCAAACAUGGAGUUUGAAGCCAAUCAACUAACCCCCUACCUUCAGGCGCAUAAUCGCUCGGUGUCGAAAGCGGAGGCUCCGCAAAGGCACAGCAGGUCUUUCCUCCUUCUAAUUACAGAAGAGAGUCUGGAACCACUGGAGAAAGUGGGAAAAAAACUUCGGUUUGGCAUUAGGAAGAUCCAGCUGAAGAUAUUCCGUUCUGCAAACCCGGAAGAGGAGCAGGAUGAGGUCGAUGGUGCCAACGAACUGCUGACUGGCAUGCAGCUAGAUGACACCGAGUCCGAAAAAGGAAACCAAUAA